GAGUGGAAUCUUUAAUAAAUAAUGUUAGAAGAGCUAUUAAAAUCAGUUGAUACUAGUUUUGCAUUACCUUAACUAUUGGCAAUAGAAUAUAUUCAUAAGCAGAAAUAUGGAUAAUAAUAAUUGAUAGGAGAAGGUGCUAAUAAUGAAGGUAAUGAAAGGACUGGAAAUAAUUGGAGUGGAAUAUCGAAAUGUUGGUUUAAGAUUGCAGAAACAUAGAUUAAAAAAGAAGGAGAAAUAAAAUCACCAUGUCAAAUAUUAAUUAGAAUUACUCAUAAUCACAAAGAAUAUUUUAGCGAUCGUAAAAUAUAAGGAAAUAGAGAAUAUAUGCUUAAAUAUAUAUAAGUGAUACAAUUAAACUGAGUACUUACAUACUUAGG
Messenger RNA from Paramecium sonneborni, 377 nucleotides. Lineage: Eukaryota; Ciliophora; Oligohymenophorea; Peniculida; Parameciidae. The record is from the annotation of a GenBank genome assembly.